AUGCGUAAGGAAUCUUUGAAAUCACCAAGACUACUGGGUAGAAGCAUAUCUUAGCUCGGUAAAUUUGAUGUAGACCACUAGUUUCUAAAAUAUGUAGAAGAAACUACUUCUCAUACAUUGAAUCUCUCCCCUGAAAUAGUAGCUAAAGACCUUCUUGUCAAAUAAAAUGAACUUUUAAAGUCUCCACUAAGAUAAUUACAGUCUUUAUACAGAAGGACUGAAUAGAAGUAUAAGGAAAGAGCAUAGAACAAACUCUAGAAAUUGAAUAAAGUUUCACAAUUUCAGAUCAAUACCUAAUUCUUAGCUGUUCCAGGCAUGAAUGAUCAAAGAUUGUAGUCUUAAGAGUCUAGAAGUACUCUUGCAACUUCCUGA
Stylonychia lemnae is the source of this 372-nucleotide messenger RNA. NCBI's taxonomy places the organism in Eukaryota, Ciliophora, Spirotrichea, Sporadotrichida, Oxytrichidae. The record is from the annotation of a GenBank genome assembly.